Molecule: messenger RNA, 2580 nt
Organism: Rotaria sordida
Lineage: Eukaryota; Metazoa; Rotifera; Eurotatoria; Philodinida; Philodinidae
Source: the annotation of a GenBank genome assembly
AUGAGCUAUUCUUCAUACUCAGUCAAGUCAUCGUCAACAUUAUUUGUUGAAACAAGGAAAGAAAAGAAUUUGACUGAGAUGUUCUCGAUUAUAUUUAUAUAUUUUCCUAUUUUUCUAAUAUUUGUAUCGACUACAUACACUCAACCGUUGCAAUGGAUUUUACUCAGUGAUGGUGCAAGUACAGAUACACCAGAAGUACGACGUGAUGCUGCACUUGGUUUUGAUAACGGAUUUCUUAUUUUAUACGGUGGUCGAGGUCAAACAGGAAUACCUAUUCAAGAUUGUUAUUCAUUUAAUCUUGUGACAGGUCACUGGGAUACACUUACUUUUCCAGCUCCACCACCAAGACGUUAUGGUAUGGCAUCAGCUAAUUUAAUGAAUGGUGGUUUAUAUAUAUUUGGCGGUUUUGGUUUACAAGGUAGUUCAAGUCCAUUUUAUAAUCCAUAUUUAUCUUAUGCAGCUGCUCAAGAGGUUCCAAAUUAUAAUUAUGAAACACCACCAAAUUUUAUUCAAAAUCCAAUAUUAAUGAAUAAUCCAAAUUUUAUUAAUAAUCCAAAUUAUAAUCCAUUGAGUGGAACUGGCUAUAAUAAUGUUAAAGAUCAUAUUGAUGAUGAUGAUCGUGUUGAUGUAAAUUAUUAUCCAUUUCAUGAUGCUUGGUUUCUUAAUUAUGCUACAAAAGCUUGGCAAGAAACACAAACAUCACAAUAUGCACGUGGUUUUGGUUCAGCAGCUGCUUCAGCACUUGCGACUGGUGUACCAAAAGUUUUAUAUAGUAUGGGUAAAUCACGUGAUUGGAUGUAUUCAUUGGUUGAAGUCAUUGGAAAGGGUACAUCAGGUCUUAGCCAAACGGGUACUACACAAGCAGCAAUGAUUAUGAAUGAUUUACCAUCAUAUAGUCCAGCUUAUCCACAUGCUCGUUAUGGACAUUCUACAGCAUUACUUACUGAUAAUCAUCUUUUACUUUAUGGUGGAUGUCUAAGUGGUUAUGGAAAAGGUGGUCCGUGUCCAUCAAAAGAUUCAUGGUUAUUAUAUAUUGAUCGUGGACAUUGGGAACGUUUAGGUGAAUGUCCACCAACAAAAACAGGUGCUGCCAUGGUUACACUUCCUUCAUAUAGUACAUGUGCUGGAAUGGGUCAAAAUGCAGCAGAUAUGUCGGCAAGUAUGAGUCUAGGACUUGAACAACCAGUAGCUGUCUUAUGGGGUGGUAGUGAAUUUAAUCCAUCAUCCAUUCGUACAUAUCCAAGUCCACGUGAUGAAGUCGCUGUAUUUAGUUUAAAUCAAAAAGAAUGGUAUUUAAAACGAGCAGCUCCAUCUCCAACAGAUGGUAGUUAUCCAAUGCAAAGAGAAGGUGCUGCUUUUGUUGCUGGAUGUUUUCAAGGUGUACCUGGUAUGUUUGUUUUUGGUGGACGAGCUACCAUUGAUCGUCGUUUGCUUUCGGAUCUUUGGUUUUUACAAGCAUCACCACAUGAUGCAUUAGCUGCACCGAAUUCACGUGGAUGUAUUUAUCCAUUUUCAUAUUAUCAUCUCCAUGGUAUAUUUCAAUUUUUUACUUAUGGUUUUAUUUUUCCAAUUGGUUAUUUUGUUGGUCGACAUACUGUAGACUCACCUGUUCGACGACCUUUACAUAUGAUUUUACAAAUUUUUGGUGUUUCAUUAGCAAUAUGUGGUUUUUCUUUUGGUAUACAUUCUGUUCGUGCACCAUCAUGGCUUCAUUUUAAACAUGCUCAUGCUAUUAUUGGUAUCAUAACAUUUAUAUUAACAAUUAUUCAAUUUCUUCUAGGAUUACUUGGUGCUCUUAUUUUAAGAAGACAUUCUAAUAAUAUUGAACGUCUUAGUGGAUCAAGUCAUAAAAGUAGUUUAGAAGGAUUUACUAAAGAUACAUGGGGUGGUGCUGGUGCAUGGCGUAUUAUUCAUUGUAUAAUAGGUUCAAUUGUAUUAACACUUGGAUUAGUAAAUAUAUCAUUAGGUGUCUUUCUUGCUGUAUUACCAUUACCUGUUUGGGUUGGUUGGUAUAUUUAUAUGAGUCUUCUUGUAAUUAUUCUUGCUGUCAUGGAAAUUAUUGCACUUGUACAUCGUCGUAAUCCUUCUAAGCAAGGUUCAUUUAAAACAAAAGAGAGAAUGAUUGAAUAUACGAUUUAUGAUCAUCAUAAAAUACGUGUGGAUCCCAAAGGUACAUCACAAUUAUCAUUAAAAUAUUACGAAGAACCAACUGAACAACAAUCAUCUAUUGUAAUACCUACACCACGUCGUAAUUUUGGUCGUGUUCCAUUAUCUAAUUUAUCAACACUUGAUAAUAAUGUAUAUAGACAUGGUAAUGGUAGUGAUGGAAGUAUUCUUGAUGAUAUGGCACCGCUUGUAUCUAAUCAAAGACAGCCUCGACCUGGUGAUGUUAAUGCAUCAGCUAGUCUUCCAGAAUAUAAUCGAUAUAAUGAUAAAGAAUAUCCAAUAUCAACAAGAAAAAGGAAUAUACCAGGUGAAAGUGAUGAUGUUGGUUAUUCACAAGAACAUGAACAACAAUCGUUACGACCGGUAUCUCAGCAACAAGUCGAGCACAAUCUCACUCGAAUUAGGCUCCAAUAA